Molecule: messenger RNA, 1272 nt
Organism: Danio aesculapii
Lineage: Eukaryota; Metazoa; Chordata; Actinopteri; Cypriniformes; Danionidae
Product: homeobox even-skipped homolog protein 2-like
Biological process (GO): regulation of transcription by RNA polymerase II
Cellular component (GO): nucleus
Molecular function (GO): RNA polymerase II cis-regulatory region sequence-specific DNA binding; DNA-binding transcription factor activity, RNA polymerase II-specific
Source: RefSeq, a predicted model, not a curated record
AUGAUGGAGAGGAUAAGAAAAGAAAUGAUUCUGAUGGAAAGGGGACUACACAGUCCAGUGGCAGGGAAGAGGCUCUCCAACCUCACCGACUCGGCCGGGAACGCGGUGCUCGAGGCCCUGGAAAAUUCCCAGCACGCAGGUCGCCUCAGCCCGAGAAUAACUUCCGCCUCGCUGCAUGGGGAUAUUCACCAAGGCAAGUUCGAGAUCGACAGCUUAUUGGACCACCACAACGACAACACUUCCUCCACUGAAGUGUCGUCCUCCGAAAGCCGGAAGAAAAUAAACCUGUAUCCUGAAGUUUCUCCUGACUCCGACAUGAACAGCGAUGUGGAAGUGGGCUGCCCGUCUCAUCGUUCCCCGGGAAGCAUCAGCCAACACAAGGAAAACAACAGUAAAGGUUUCUCGGACAGCAAUUCAGGAGGCUCCAACACAAGUUCAUCAUCUCUGUCGAAUCUGAACGGUAAUUCCAUGGGAAACAGCAGCUCGAGCUCGGACCAGGUGAGGAGGUACCGGACUGCGUUUACCCGAGAGCAGAUCGCAAGACUGGAGAAAGAAUUUUACAGGGAAAACUACGUCUCGAGACCCAGGAGAUGUGAAUUAGCCGCAGCAUUAAACCUGCCCGAAACAACAAUAAAGGUGUGGUUUCAGAAUCGACGAAUGAAGGACAAGCGGCAGCGGCUUGCCAUGUCCUGGCCACAUCCCGCCGAUCCCAGCUUCUACACCUAUAUGAUGACGCACGCCGCCGCCACCGGAAGUCUGCCUUACCCUUUUCAUUCCCACAUGCCACUACACUAUUACCCCCAUGUCGGUGUCACGGCAGCAGCUGCUGCGGCAGCCGCCUCAGGAGCCGCAUCUUCACCUUUUGCUACCUCUAUACGUCCCCUUGAUACUUUCCGCGCUCUUUCUCAUCCAUAUUCGCGCCCAGAGCUGCUGUGUAGCUUUCGACAUCCAGGACUGUACCAGUCACCCGCUGGUUUAAACAGCUCGGCGGCUGCGUCGGCGGCAGCGGCGGCGGCGGCUGCGGCUGCGGCGGUGAGCGCGCCCUCGGCUACCGGGCCGUGCUCGUGUCUCAGCUGCCACAGCAGCCAGGCCGCCAGCGCACUGGGCUCCAGGAGCUCCAGCUCUGAUUUUACCUGCACGGCGACCGGGCAAAGGUCUGAGAGCGGAUUUUUGCCAUACUCGGCGGCGGUCCUCAGCAAAACCGCGGUGCCCUCACCGGACCAGAGAGAAGAAAGCGCGCUUAAUAGAUAGCUCACUACUGGCAUACACACU